AUGGCGAGCUCGACAUCUAGUUUGGCGCAGUCAACUUGUCGUUCGCUCUCAUUUCCAGCCUUGCACUUUUUCGCCCCGCCCCCGUUCUCGACUCGCUUGUUUACGUUCGACCUCGAUAUUGCAGUUGGCGACACGCAGAUGAACAACGUGGACGAUUAUCGUGAACGCGGCGGCACCCCUCCACGCCGAGGCUCUCCACCCCCUAGGCGCGGCAGCAGGUCAAGGUCUCCGAAGCGUAAUGGGGAUGGCAAGGACGGAGGACCAGACGGUACUAACCCCGGAAACAAUCUUCAUGUUUCUGGUUUGAGCAGCAGAAUCGACUCACGCGAGUUGGAAGCAAUCUUUGCAAAGGUUGGAAAGGUCAAAAAGGCUUCCGUCAUGUACGACCCUCACUCCAGGGAAUCUCGUGGAUUUGGCUUCGUCACGAUGGAGACUGUUGAAGACGCGGACGCAGCUAUCAGCCAACUCAACUCGACGGAGCAGCAAGGCAAGAUCAUCAACGUUGAAAGAGCACGCCGUGGCCGCGCCAGGACCCCCACGCCCGGUCGUUACUACGGCCCCCCGAAGCGCCCUGAUCGUCAAUAUGAACGCCCAUACGACCCUCGGCCUUACGACUCACGAUACGAGCGCGACUACCGUGGCCCGCCUUCCAGAUACGACGAAAGGAGGUCUAGCAGGUAUGAUGAUAGGCGUUAUGACGAUCGUCGCUAUGAUGAUAGACGCUACGACGACCGCCGCUACGAUGAUCGCCGUCAUGAUGAUCGUCGUUACUGA
Serendipita indica DSM 11827 is the source of this 774-nucleotide messenger RNA. NCBI's taxonomy places the organism in Eukaryota, Fungi, Basidiomycota, Agaricomycetes, Sebacinales, Serendipitaceae. The record is from the annotation of a GenBank genome assembly.